AUCCAUCCAUAGACAAAAUGGCGUCGUGCCAAUUUGCGUUUUGCAGGGAAUAUGGGACUCUCAACUCGUGUGGCUACUAUUUACGUUCUACGGUAUUUCGAGGGGUUUAAGGAAGUUGCCACAAAUACCAGCCGCAUAACGUGAAGUUCCCCCUCUUUAUAUGUGGUUGCAAUGCUGUUCCUUGGGGGGUGCCGUAAGUUCUGUGCUAGAUUUUGACACGGCUUACAAAUCAUUUCGAGGAUGUUUUCGCGAGCAGCAAAAGAUCUUCUGCGCAAUACUAUCAGCAGCGUCGACCACCACAACAGGGUUCUGGAGGAACAGGAGAUGUGGCGCCAAUGGGAGCUGGAGCAGGGACUGACCAUGAUGGUGUCGGACGAGGCCAUCAAGGCCCACUGCGCUCCAGAGGAACCUUCCCCUUCCUCCGGUCGCAAGCGUCCCCGCUCACACAGCUCGAGCGGCGACUCCAGCCAAGGGGCCAAGCGCAGCUUCCACUGGACGCGAGAGCUGGCCAUGGCCAAGGAGGCAGACCCCGACAGGUGGGGUCACAGUGGAUACAAAGAGCUCUACCCAGAGGAAUUUAGGCCAAGUCCACCUUCAUCUUCAUGCGGUGGGUCGGACACAAAGAAGCGGAGCAAAAGCCACAAAAAGAAACGUCGCUACAAGCAGAGGCACAAGCACGUGUGUAGCAAGCACAAGUCCAAGCAGUUGCAGGACAGCGACCCUGAAGACCUAGCAAGCGAAUUUUUACGUGAGCGCCGCAAGCACAAGCAACAGGCCACGCCGGGAAGCUCGAGCAGUAGUCACAGGAGUCGGUCGCGCCGCAGGCAUCGUGAGCGUAACACUCCCAGCAGCGACAGCGAUGCCUCGGAAAGAAAACACCACGGGCACCUGUCGUCUUCUAGUUCGUCGUCUUCAGACUCUGAACUCGUCUGGGAAGAGCGGAAAACGUAACCCCACUGGCAAUCGUCGCCGAAAAAAAAAAGUGUGUCGCAGUCGCCGUCUGCAACCGACCGUUCCGGCCCUGCCCACACCUGGUGGAAGGCUGCAGCAUCUUCCUCCGUGUGGCCGUCAUGACAACAACUUCAAAGUGACGUGCCGUCGCACUCGUGCGUGUUCCCACAGAGUACCGAGUGAAGACUCGUGAAAACUUUGACCCUAAUCUCGUCGGGACCUGAGAGAGGCAUAGUGUUUUAAUGUAUGCUUAAUAUUAUGGGUCGUUUAUCAGAGUCUGCAAGUCUGAAAUCACACCCAUUGGUUGUGUGAGCAGCUAUGUGUUCUUUUCACCCCUUUGUAGAUUAACCGACUGGCAUGUUUUGCUCUUGAGAUUGGUCCUCCCCCCUGGUGUUGUCCUAAGGAUGGGCUUUCCGCAGAUUGGGGAUGCGGCUCGAAAGGACAAGAAGAGACGACCCACGAGCGAUGUCAGGAUUCAGUUGAAGCAUUCAAGGUCUUUUUCGCGAAAGCUCGUUCACACACUUGUGGCUUCUUGGGAACGUGUGCCUUGAAACCUCUUUUAAAAUUUCUCGCAACAAGAGAAUGCACGGUGCCACCUAUCGGAUAGCCGUGGAACGCUCGGCCGUCCCGUAUAUUUCCUUUUUUUUUCCGCAUCAUUUUUUCUCUUUUGGCUCGGAAAACUUUUGUCAAUUUUACGAGCAACCCAUUCUCGUAGCUAGUAUGUACAUUUGACCUUGCAAUUACCGCAAAACCUCUGCUCUAGUGAAAUGCCAGGGUGACCACAUAGAUGGUGCCAGUGAGUUCUCUCGUAAGAGAUUUGAAAAGGAAAGGGGUACUUUAUAGUCCUCGAUUUGUCUGAACAUUUGCUAAAUGCACCAACAAACGUCGCUGAAAUAGUAACCCAAAUAUUGGGCCAAAUUUUUUUUUUCGAAGUCAUUGAAUUUAUCAUUUUGGUUCUCGUUAUAUUUUUCAAAGUGAAAUUUUUGACUGACAACUAUGAAAAAGUGACGUCAGAGGAAGGCAGGGGUUCACUCUUUGGACUGUAUACUUUGUUCCCAACUGAUUACAGGCAGUUUCAUGGUGGCGAAUGAAUGCUUUGGAAGCUCACUCCAGCACCCGUACAGCAGCACGAAACAAAAUGCUCGGCAUAGUCCAUUUCUAGACUGCCCGCGCCCGACCUGCAAGCCUGCCUUCCCCCGACGUCACGGCUCUAAAAAGCGCGGGUGUAUCUGAAUGUUGGUUUUGGCAUCGUUUUCACUUGCCGAUUUUAACUAUUCAGAAUCUCGCGAUACUAAAUAACGUAUCGGAAAGGGUAAAGGCUGGUGAUUCCGAAAAUAUAGUUAAUUGGCGGAGCCCAAAAAAUCGCCAGAGUUUAUGGCACUCAGUCCUAUGGAGUGGCAAGUGUGUGAGCGGGCUUAAAGCUGCAUGCGUCAGCUGAAUGACUGGAAACCAGGUUCCAAAUUGUGCAAGGGCCUUCUUGCAUCACUGAUUUUCUUAGUCUCGUUUAAAAAUAUAAUUAUAGACAUGGAUGUUAUAUUUGUAGGUUUUUGUGUUGGAACUCGAUGCAAAAUAAAUUUAAGUAAAAUAAAAUGUACUAUGCAUGCC
Messenger RNA from Ixodes scapularis (black-legged tick), 2556 nucleotides. RefSeq lists its product as uncharacterized. The record is from RefSeq and is a predicted model, not a curated record. The transcript is spliced from 4 exons. Lineage: Eukaryota; Metazoa; Arthropoda; Arachnida; Ixodida; Ixodidae. The coding region runs from base 241 to 951 and encodes 236 amino acids.